Molecule: messenger RNA, 513 nt
Organism: Acanthosepion pharaonis
Lineage: Eukaryota; Metazoa; Mollusca; Cephalopoda; Sepiida; Sepiidae
Source: the annotation of a GenBank genome assembly
AUGUUGAUCGCCUCCAACAAUAUUAUCUCUUCUGCUACUGGAAUCCAGCAAGGUGAUCCACUUGGUCCGCUACUAUUUGUGAUGGCUAUUGAUGGGGUAGCUCGUUCCAUCACUUCUCUUUUCCAUAUAUGGUAUCUUGACGAUGCAACGUUGGGAGGAUCCAUCGAGGCCAUAGCUGCUGACCUCCGACAAGUUAUUCCUGCUUUAUCUCUGCUUGGACUUGAGAUUAACUCGUCCAAGUCAGAGAUAAUAAACUUGAAUUAUACUGCAGAUGAUUCUGAGAGUGCUGUCCAGGAUAUUAGACUCAUCCUUGAGGAUAUAAAAAUAACACCUAAGGAGGAAUUACAUAUUCUUGGUUCUCCAGUCUUUCCAAUGGCCAUUCGAGAGUGUUUGGAUACUAAGCAUGUCAUUCUAACAAGAAUGACUGAGAAAUUGCAAAUAAUUGAUGCAUACCCAGCCCUCUUCCUCUUGAAGAACAGUUUUUCGCUACCGAGUUUCCUCUACACUCUCUGA